This is a messenger RNA of Lindgomyces ingoldianus, 2088 nucleotides long. RefSeq lists its product as uncharacterized. Lineage: Eukaryota; Fungi; Ascomycota; Dothideomycetes; Pleosporales; Lindgomycetaceae. Gene Ontology annotation, biological process: glucan catabolic process. The transcript is spliced from 2 exons. The coding region runs from base 1 to 2088 and encodes 695 amino acids. Gene Ontology annotation, molecular function: beta-glucosidase activity. The record is from RefSeq and is a predicted model, not a curated record.
AUGCUUACUCUAACAGGCACCCCCGGUCCAUGUGUAGGGAAUAUUGCACCAAUUACACGUCUCAACUUCUCUGGAUUAUGCCUUCAAGAUGGUCCCCUAGGUAUCCGGCAAGCGAUUUACGCAAGUGUGUUCCCAGCCGGCCUGUCUGCAGCUGCAUCAUGGGACCGUGCUCUCGUCCGACAGCGUGGCCUCUUUAUAGGCGCUGAGUUCAAAGGCAAAGGAGCUCACAUUGCUCUCGGGCCAGUCGUUGGACCUCUGGGGCGAUCUCCUUUUGGUGGCCGCAAUUGGGAGGGCUUCUCACCCGAUUCCUAUUUAACGGGGGUUAUGGUCGAAGAAACUGUCAUUGGAAUGCAAUCUGCUGGUGUUCAGGCUUGCACGAAGCAUUACAUUAUGAACGAACAAGAGACCCAGAGGAACCCGUCAGCCGUGAAUGGUACCACGGUCGAGGCCAUUUCGUCCAAUAGCUAUGGCUGCCAAAACUCGAAGACUCUCAAUGGUCUCCUUAAGGACGAGCUUGGCUUUCAGGGGUAUGUCAUGUCUGAUUGGGGGGCUACCCAUUCUGGCGUCCCGGCCAUUGAAGCAGGUCUCGACAUGAACAUGCCUGGUGGCAUUGGAUUCACUUCUGCUGCUCCAUCAUUCUUUGGCGGAAACAUCACCACUGCGGCCAAUAACGGCUCGCUCUCCGCCACCAGGCUCAACGACAUGAUCCUCCGCAUCAUGACCCCUUAUUAUCUCCUCAACCAAGAUGCAGGAUAUCCCGGAGUGGACGCUUCUGCCGUUCCCCUGGGCUUCUUUCCCGGUGAAAACUAUGUACACCAGUUCCCCCUUUCUCCGCUCGUAGAUGUGCGAGGCGGCCAUGCUAGCCUCAUUCGUCAGCUCGGUGCUGCUGGAACGGUUCUGCUUAAAAACACGAAUAGCGCACUCCCACUAAAACAGCCCAAGAACAUAGCCGUCUUUGGUAACGGCGCGGCCGACGUCACAAGAGGCCAAUACACACUCAAGCUAAGUUCCGAUCUCGAGCCCGGCAACUAUGAUAUCGGCACUUUGGCCGUGGGUGGCGGAUCCGGAACUGGUCGCUUUACCUACGUUGUCUCGCCACUUGAAGCCAUCAAAGCGCGCGGUCAAUCAUAUGGCGCUCUAGUUCAGUACAUGACAGACAACAAAGCAAUUUCAAAUGCGGGUGUUUCCAACAUCCAGCCCUCGCCGCCAGAUGUGUGCAUGGUCUUCCUCAAAUCUUGGGCUAGUGAAGGCGAGGAUAGACCCACACUUAUUGCGGAAUGGAACUCUAACACAGUCAUCGAAAAAGUAACCGCUAUUUGUCCAAACACUAUUGUCGUACUGCAUGGUGCAUCGCCGAAUGUGCUGCCUUGGAAGGACAAUGCCAACGUCACUGCUAUUCUCGCCGCGCACAUGCCAGGUCAAGAGACUGGAAACUCAAUUGUGGAUGUCUUAUGGGGCGAUGUGAAUCCUUCUGGAAAACUCCCAUAUACUAUUGCACUCACCGAAGUCGAUUAUGAGAAAAAUCUCGUCAACGGCACAGAACUUCUUGAAUCUACGGAUCCAGAUGCGUGGCAAGCAGAUUUCUCUGAAGGUCAGCUUAUCGACUACAAAGAGUUCGAUGCGGAGAACAAAAGUGUCGCCUACGAGUUCGGGUUCGGUUUGAGCUACACCACGUUCACGCUUUCCAGUCUCGGGACCAAUAUUGCCGUUGCCAGUGCCUCGCGUCUACCAUCACCAAGCGCGAAAAUCGUCCCAGGUGGAAAUGCCGAACUCUGGGAGACUUUGGUCACCGUCUCUGCGACGGUCAAAAAUACUGGCAAUGUUUCUGGUGCCGCAGUUCCACAGCUAUAUCUCUCCAUUCCGGCUUCGGAAGCCGGUGGGGGAACCCCAGUUCGAGUUCUUAGAGGAUUCCAUAAGGUUGCUUUAGGACCUGGCGCAUCGGCUACAGUGGAGUUCCCACUCAUGAGGCGCGAUGUCAGCUUCUGGGAUGUUAGUGCGCAGAGUUGGAGACUACCGAGUAGUGCUAUUGGUGUCCAUGUUGGGUUUAGCUCGAGAGACUUGAAUUUGAGCGCUGAAAUUACUGUUUAA